This is a messenger RNA of Molossus molossus (Pallas's mastiff bat), 874 nucleotides long. RefSeq names its product dynein light chain Tctex-type 1-like. The transcript has a single exon. NCBI's taxonomy places the organism in Eukaryota, Metazoa, Chordata, Mammalia, Chiroptera, Molossidae. Gene Ontology annotation, cellular component: cytoplasmic dynein complex; cytoplasm. Bases 364 to 777 code for a protein of 137 amino acids. The record is from RefSeq and is a predicted model, not a curated record. Gene Ontology annotation, biological process: microtubule-based movement. Gene Ontology annotation, molecular function: dynein intermediate chain binding.
GGGUUCUACGAAGUAAACAAUCAUGAAUGUGAUUUGAUUCCUGCCACCAUGGACGUUAUAAACAAGUGGGGAAAGAUGCCCCAAUUUGGGGGAAGAUGACAAAGUGCUGUUAGAACAAAGAAAACAGAACUGCAGGGAUCUAGAGAUACUUAAAAGGAGAAGUGACAUUUGACCUGGACCCUAAAAGUGGUAAAGAUUAUCAGUAUCAACUCAUAUUUGUAGAUGUAGAUAGGUAGCUACAGAAAGUAAUAAUAUACACGUGUGCGUCCACUUACCAAACUCUGUUCGCUAAGGUCUAGAAGUAAUGAUAUAUGACAUCAUGGUAGCAGUGAGCAUCCCUAGUGCCCCGAUCUUGGUUUCUAAAUGCCAUUCUUCAUGAAAAGGAACCAUAGCUCCUUGGAGAAACUCAAGACUGGGAGUAGGAAAGUAAAGAUGAGCAAGCAACAAUUUGUUGUGUCAGAAAGUAAGGAAGUGGGACAUGCCAGAGGAGAGAUGGAAGAUUACCAUGCUGAGAAAGAGACUACUUUCAUUGUUGAUGAAGUGAGCAGCGUUGUAGAGGCUGUUGAAGGUGCCAUCGGUGGCAGUGCCUGUCAGCACGGCAACGUGAAUCAGUGGAGCACAGAUGUAGUAGAACAAACUGGAAGCCAACUCACCAAGCUGGGAAAACCAUUUAAAUACAUCGAGACCUGUGUAGUUAAGCAGAAGAAUGGAGCAGGAUUACCCAUAGCAAGUUCUUGCGUCUGGGACAGCUCUGCUGACGGGGGUGGCACUGUGUGAUGGGGGAACAAGACCAGGUACUGCAUUGUCAGUGCUUUUGGAUUGCCCAUCUGACCUCAUAUCCUCCCAGGCUCUCGCUCCUUUUGUCUCAGCAUUU